AAAUAUCUGGGUGGAGCCUUCCCUGCGUGUGUAUAAAUACUGCCGACUUGGACACUGCGCUCUCUUUCCAGCUCACUUAGGGGACGAGAUGUCUCACAGAAAGUUCUCAGCUCCCAGGCACGGUUCCCUGGGCUUCCUGCCCCGCAAGCGCAGCAAGAGACAUAGGGGCAAGGUUAAGAGCUUCCCCAAAGAUGACCCCAGCAAACCAAUUCACCUGACUGCCUUCUUGGGUUACAAGGCUGGCAUGACCCAUAUUGUCAGAGAAGUUGAUAGACCUGGCUCAAAGGUGAAUAAGAAAGAAGUUGUGGAGGCGGUGACUGUGGUAGAGACUCCUCCUAUGGUCAUUGUGGGAAUUGUAGGCUAUGUUCAGACUCCACGUGGCCUCCGUAGCUUCAAGACCAUCUUUGCAGAACAUGUUAGUGAUGAAUGCAAGAGGCGUUUCUAUAAGAACUGGUACAAAUCUAAGAAGAAGGCUUUCACAAAGUACUGCAAGAAGUGGCAAGAUGAAGAAGGCAAGAAGCAGCUGGAGAAAGACUUCGCCAGUAUGAAAAAAUACUGCCAGGUCAUCAGGGUUAUUGCCCAUACACAGAUGCGUCUGCUCCCCUUGCGCCAGAAAAAGUCUCAUCUCAUGGAGAUUCAAGUGAAUGGUGGUAAAGUGGCCGAGAAGGUGGACUGGGCUCGUGAGAAGCUGGAGCAGCAGGUUGCAGUGUCGGGAAUUUUUGGCCAGGAUGAAAUGAUUGAUGUCAUUGGAGUCACAAAGGGCAAAGGAUACAAAGGUGUAACUAGCCGUUGGCACACAAAGAAGCUGCCACGCAAGACUCACAGAGGUUUGCGAAAGGUAGCUUGUAUUGGAGCAUGGCAUCCUGCCAGAGUGGCCUUCUCUGUGGCUCGUGCUGGCCAAAAAGGUUACCAUCAUCGUACUGAGAUCAACAAGAAGAUCUACAAGAUUGGACAGGGCUACCACUCAAAGGAUGGCAAACUUGUAAAGAACAAUGCUUCAACUGACUAUGAUCUGUCGGAUAAGAGUAUUAACCCACUGGGUGGCUUUGUUCAUUACGGAGAAGUAAAAAAUGACUUCAUCAUGCUGAAGGGCUGUGUUAUUGGGACCAAGAAGAGAGUUCUCACUCUGCGCAAGUCCCUCCUUGUGCAGACCAAUCGCCGUGCUCUGGAGAAGAUUGACCUCAAAUUCAUUGACACCACCUCCAAAUUUGGACAUGGUCGUUUCCAAACAGCAGAAGAAAAGAAGGCUUUCAUGGGUCCACUCAAGAAAGACCGUCUACCAAAGGAGGAAGCCUAAAACAGAUUGCCAUGUUCCAUCUGGGUUAUGUUGCACUUUUAAGGAGUCUCCAAUAAAUUUUUUAUUUGGAUUACUUUAA
Pseudophryne corroboree (corroboree frog) is the source of this 1376-nucleotide messenger RNA. RefSeq names its product ribosomal protein L3 (gene RPL3). Bases 89 to 1297 code for a protein of 402 amino acids. The record is from RefSeq and is a predicted model, not a curated record. NCBI's taxonomy places the organism in Eukaryota, Metazoa, Chordata, Amphibia, Anura, Myobatrachidae. Gene Ontology annotation, molecular function: structural constituent of ribosome; RNA binding. Gene Ontology annotation, cellular component: ribosome; cytosolic large ribosomal subunit. Gene Ontology annotation, biological process: translation. The transcript is spliced from 10 exons.